This is a messenger RNA of Colletotrichum truncatum, 1194 nucleotides long. Its product is annotated as nuclear protein snf4. Gene Ontology annotation, cellular component: cytoplasm; nucleotide-activated protein kinase complex; nucleus. Gene Ontology annotation, biological process: regulation of catalytic activity; protein phosphorylation. NCBI's taxonomy places the organism in Eukaryota, Fungi, Ascomycota, Sordariomycetes, Glomerellales, Glomerellaceae. Gene Ontology annotation, molecular function: protein kinase binding; AMP binding; protein kinase regulator activity. The record is from RefSeq and is a predicted model, not a curated record.
AUGGACGACCCCUCCUCGUCCUCGGCGUCGAAGGACAAUGCCGGUCCUGGCUCCAUGUCCAUGUCACAUCAGCAACAGCCUAGCGGUACCGGUCCACCACAACCACCCGUUGUCGCUACCGCUGCGUCUAUCGCGAGACCACAUAGUCACGAGCUUCCCUUCGUCACGCCCUCAUCCUACCUUCGCCCAAGACCGCCCUCUGUGCUUCGCAAAAUGCCUGAAAAACCUCCGAGCCCGCUCGACAAGGAGCAGAUGCAGGGUCUGAGAGCGAUCCGCGAUUUUCUCAAAGUUCGAACCAGCUACGAUGUGCUACCGCUCUCCUUUCGUCUCAUCGUUCUCGACAAUGACCUACUGAUCAAAAAGAGUCUUAACAUCCUUAUUCAAAAUGCAAUCGUUUCUGCGCCGCUAUGGGAUUCGCACAAUUCAGCGUUUGCCGGUCUGCUAACAGCUACGGACUUUAUCAACGUGAUACAAUACUACUGCCAGUUUCCUGAUGAGAUAAGCAAGCUGGACCAAUUCCGUCUGAGUAGCCUGCGAGAUAUCGAAAAGGCCAUCGGCGUCUCUCCGCUCGAAACGGUGUCUGUCAACCCAAUGAGGCCGCUCUACGAAGCCUGCCGCCGUAUGCUCAAAACCCGUGCGCGCCGAAUACCCCUUGUAGACAUCGACGACGAGACUGGUCGUGAAAUGGUUGUCAGCGUCAUUACACAGUAUAGAAUUCUAAAGUUCAUUGCUGUCAACAACGAACACAACACGGUGAUGCUGAAGAAGUCAGUCAAAGAGAUUGGCCUGGGCUCAUACAAGAACUUGGCGACAGCUAAGAUGGGCACCUCCGUUUUGGACGUUGUCGAUUUGAUGGUCAAACACAACAUCUCGUGCGUGCCCAUCGUCGACAAGCACAACCGCGUUCUCAACGUGUUCGAAGCUGUCGAUAUCAUCCCAUGCAUCAAAGGCGGCGUGUAUGAGGAGCUCUCGUCUAGCGUUGGCGAAGCUCUCUGUAAGCGGCCCGACGAUUCUCCAGGGAUUUACACUUGUAGCCCUGACGACAGACUGGACUCCAUUUUUGACACUGUCCGCAAGUCAAGAGUGCAUCGCCUAAUCGUGGUGGAUGAUGACAAUCGUCUUGUGGGCGUCAUUUCUCUUUCUGACAUCCUGAAGUACGUUCUUCUGUAUGGAGAGGAGGAAGACACCAAGUGA